AUGUAUGAAAAGUAUCCCCCAUCUCUUUCAAACUGUCAUAGAGAUUUCCUCCUAAGUCAACUACUUCCGUACGAUCCCAAUGUUAAGAAAAAUAAAAGAUUGAUAGAUGGUCUGAAAGAAUAUCUACUACUUACAGUUGCUGCGGAACAAGUUUUAGAACUUUCACGGAAGAAUGACAUUAACAAAUUUGAUCCACUUGUGGGAGAAAACGCCUGUCAAAUUAGAGCUGUCGAGACCGCUCUUAUCUUCUUCAAGCCCUCACAAGAAAACAGUACCGCUAUUUUACCCAAGAUACGUCAAAUUAAAUUGAAAUGUCAAAAUCUGAUUAAAGAUGUCGGUCAACUAGCUAAAGAAGGAUAUUCUUUAGCCGAUUUGUUACAAAGAGACAAUAUCGAAAUCAAGUUAAACUUCGACGAAAUUUAUCUAAUCCAAUCUUAUCUCCUUACAAAGGUGAAAAUGCCUAGACCGCCAAAGGAAGAAUAUCCUCUCAUCAAGAACGAGUAUACAGAUACGAAAAAAAUUAAAGAAAUUAGCAGUGUGGGAUCUAUGUUUGCCGACAGAUUAGUAAGCCAUUUAAGAAAAAGUCUAUCUGAGCUUUCAGUCCAGUUUGUUCAGGAGUUAACAUAUCAAAUAGACUUGGAUCAGAAUAUAAAGCGAAUGAUCUCGACAGACUAUGUAGCAAUGCAUCGCAACCUUACAUGCUUACCCUGCUUUUGGGUGAUGAAAGUAAUCAUGAAAGCUGCGCUAUUUUAUAAGAUUCCUAUAGUUAUGCACGUUCAGCUAAAGAGUAAAGAUAGAAAUUAUCAACUAGAGCACGAGAUCUUCCUCUACUUCGAAGCUACUUCAUUUGGAUAUAAGAGAGUAUCCCCAACUUGCUCAAGAAAAGAGUCUCCAGCUAUAAUUCUGCUAGGUAGUACAUGCAGAGAUUUUAAUAAACUUCCAUCAGUAAAUGAGUGGAUAGAAGAAAUAGCUACAUCAGGCCCUUUUGAUUUACUGUUAGCUUAUGCGGCAGCGCACAGACAGUAUCCUAAUGAAACAUCGGAAAGAAAAAUACGUCAAAUGAAUUUACAAGACGAAGAGUUUGAAUUAUAUCAACACAACGCUUUUGAAUAUGGAUGUAGCAUGCAAAACUCCUCUAGAUUUUUUUUAUCGCAUGCUUAUUGCGAUCGUAUUGAGAAUAUUCUCCAUCAUACUCCGAAAUUACAACUAGAACUUGACUCAAAAUAG
This is a messenger RNA of Trichoplax adhaerens, 1227 nucleotides long. RefSeq lists its product as uncharacterized. The record is from RefSeq and is a predicted model, not a curated record. Lineage: Eukaryota; Metazoa; Placozoa; Uniplacotomia; Trichoplacea; Trichoplacidae. The transcript has a single exon. The coding region runs from base 1 to 1227 and encodes 408 amino acids.